Boleophthalmus pectinirostris (great blue-spotted mudskipper) is the source of this 6665-nucleotide messenger RNA. RefSeq names its product myosin-7B-like. The transcript is spliced from 46 exons. Gene Ontology annotation, cellular component: myosin complex. NCBI's taxonomy places the organism in Eukaryota, Metazoa, Chordata, Actinopteri, Gobiiformes, Gobiidae. The coding region runs from base 95 to 6154 and encodes 2019 amino acids. Gene Ontology annotation, molecular function: cytoskeletal motor activity; ATP binding; actin filament binding. The record is from RefSeq and is a predicted model, not a curated record.
UGGAGGACGCCGCUGCAACAAGUUCCAAUCAAUUAUCAGGAAUAUUGGUCAAAGCAGUGGGACUACAAGUUUAAAAAAAAAAUGUGUCCGAGCCAUGUGCCCCUUUCGGUCCCAAGUUCCAGUGGGAUUUUGGAGCUUUGAGCUGGAGCCAGGAGGAAUGUGGUCCUGGGGGGGCACUCUGAAGUGUCAGGGUCCACAUAACAUGAUAAACUCCAGUGAUAAACUACAGCUGUUCUGCUCUGAGGGACCGGCCGGAUCAGGAUCUGAACAGAAGGAGACCAAAACCAGCUUGAAGCCCACAAUCCAAACCUAUUGUGACAAGUCUGCAUCAGUGAGAAAGAUGUCGCGCUUUCUCGACAUGGCAGAGUUUGGGGAAGCCGCUCGUUUCCUCAGGCUUACAAACCUGGAGCAGCUGGCAGCCAAGGCCCAGGCCUUUGAUGGAACUAAGAGGGUGUGGAUGGCUGAUGAGGUGGAGGCCUAUGUCGAGGUCGAGAUCCGAGAAUUAAAUGGGGACAAAUCCACUGUGGAGACAAAGGAUGGACGGUUCCUGCUAGUUAAGGAGGACGACCUGCAGCCAAUGAAUCCUCCAAAGUUUGACAUGAUUGAAGACAUGGCCAUGUUAACUCACCUCAAUGAGCCAUCAGUGCUGUUCAACCUGAAGAGAAGAUACGCCAUGUGGAUGAUUUAUACGUACUCAGGUCUCUUCUGCGUCACUGUGAACCCGUAUAAGUGGCUUCCAGUUUACACUCAGCAGGUCAUCACAGGUUAUAAGGGGCGUCGCAGAACUGAGACUCCGCCCCAUAUCUACGCCAUCGCCGACAACGCUUACACUGAUCUGCUGCAGAAUCGUGACAAUCAGUCCAUGCUGAUCACCGGUGAGUCUGGUGCUGGGAAAACUGUCAACACAAAGAGAGUGAUCCAGUACUUUGCCAUCAUCGCAGCCUUAGGAGAGAACAUCAAGAAAGGAGGUUCUCUCGAGGACCAGAUCAUUGAGGCUAACCCUGCCAUGGAGGCCUUUGGAAACGCCAAGACCAUUCGCAAUGACAACUCUUCACGCUUUGGAAAGUUUAUCCGGAUUCACUUUGGAACAACUGGGAAACUGGCUUCAGCUGAUAUUGACAUCUAUCUCCUGGAAAAGUCUAGAGUCGUGUUUCAGCAGGCGGGAGAGAGGAGCUACCACAUUUACUACCAGAUUCUGUCCAAUCAGAAGCCAGAGUUACAAGAUAUGCUGCUGGUGACCACAAACCCGUAUGACUACCACUUCUGUUCUCAGGGGGUAACCACUGUGGAAAGCAUCAACGACGGAGAGGAGCUUAAACUCACUGAUCAUGCCAUGGACAUCCUGGGCUUCACGGUGGAGGAAAAGUACGGCUGUUAUAAAAUAGUGGGGGCCAUAAUGCACUUUGGAAACAUGAAGUUCAAGAAGAAACAGAGAGAGGAGCAGGCUGAGGCUGACGGGACAGAGAGUGUGGACAAAGCAGCAUACCUGAUGGGCAUCAGCUCUGCAGAUCUGCUGAAGGGUCUGCUGAACCCCAGGGUCAAAGUGGGCAACGAGUACAUCGUCAAAGGACAGACAGUGGAGCAGGUGUACUUUGCGGUGGCAGCUCUGGCUAAGGCGACCUAUGAUCGUAUGUUUAAGUGGCUCGUGGGUCGCAUCAACUCCUCUUUGUACACAGCUCUGCCAAGACAGUACUUCAUCGGAGUCCUGGAUAUUGCUGGCUUUGAGAUUUUUGAGUUUAAUAACUUUGAGCAGCUGUGCAUUAACUUCACAAAUGAGAAGCUGCAGCAGUAUUUCAACCACCACAUGUUUAUCUUGGAGCAAGAGGAGUACAAGACUGAGGGCAUUGAAUGGACUUUUAUUGACUUCGGGCUGGACCUGCAGGCCUGCAUCGAUCUCAUUGAGAAGCCCAUGGGAAUCCUGUCCAUCAUGGAGGAGGAGUGCAUGUUUCCAAAGGCCACGGACCAGAGCUUCAAAACCAAACUCUACGACAAUCAUCUGGGAAAAUCCCCUAACUUCCUCCGACCACGACCCGACAAGAAACGCAAAUAUGAAACGCACUUUGAGCUCAACCACUAUGCAGGAGUGGUUCCCUAUAAUAUCACUGGCUGGCUGGAUAAGAACCGUGAUCCCCUCAACGAGACAGUGGUAGCGUUGUUCCAGAAAUCAUCAAACAAGCUGAUGGCUGGACUCUUUGACAACUACAUCAGCUCUGACAUGCCAUUGGACUCUAAAGGUGAAGCCAGGCCCAGGAAGAAGAAGGGUGCGUCGUUCCAGACCGUUUCACAGCUCCAUAAAGAAAAUCUGAACAAACUGAUGGCCAAUCUCCGCAGCACACAGCCACACUUUGUCCGCUGCAUCAUUCCUAACGAGUCCAAGAACCCAGGUGUGAUGGAACCAUUCCUGGUGCUGCACCAGCUCAGGUGUAAUGGAGUUUUAGAGGGAAUCCGUAUCUGCAGAAAAGGCUUCCCCAACAGGAUCCUGUAUGCAGAGUUUAAGCAGAGGUAUCGGAUCCUGAACCCAGCUGCCAUCCCGGAGGACUCGUUUGUGGACAGUAGGAAGGCUGUGGAGAAACUGCUCACUUCUCUGGACAUAGACCACACGCAGUACAAGUUUGGACAGACAAAGGUGUUCUUUAAGGCGGGGCUACUGGGGCAGCUGGAGGACAUGAGGGACACUCGUCUGUCUGAGAUUUUGACCACGGUUCAGGCCAUGUGUCGUGGCAAACUCAUGAGGAUGGAACGUGACAAGAUGAUGUUGCGCAGGGAUGCAGUGGUGGUGAUCCAGUUCAACCUGCGUGCUUUCUUCUCUGUGCGCACCUGGCCGUGGAUGAUGCUGUUCUAUAAACUCCGCCCCUUACUCCGGAGCGCGCAGGUGGAGAAGGAACUGGCUGCACUUAAUGAGGACUUCAGUAAACUCAAGGAAGCCUUUGACAAGUCUGAGGGAAAGCGCAGGGAGGCCGAGGAACGCCAAGUGGUUCUUGUUCAGGAGAAGAAUGACCUGGCCCUGCAACUACAGGCUGAGCAAGAUAAUCUUGCAGAUGCAGAGGACCGGUGUAAUCAGCUGAUCCAGUCAAAGAUCCACCUGGACCAGAAACUGAAGGAAAUGCAGGAGAGACUGGAGGACGAGGAGGAUGUCAGUGCCACAUUAACAGCUAAGAAACGUGUCCUGGAGGAGGAAGUAGUGACACUGAAGAGAGAUGUGGAUCAGCUGGAACUGACCCUGUCUAGAGUGGAGAGAGACAGACACGGGGUGGAGAACAAGCUGAAGAACCUCUCUCAGGAAAUGUGUACUCUGGAUGAGUCGAUCCUGGUUCUAGGCCGAGAGAAGGCUGCUCUGCAGGAGGCCCAUCAGCAGGCUCUCCAGGAUCUGCAGACCCAGGAGGACAAGGUCACGGUGCUGUGCAAAACCAAGUCCAGACUUGAACAACAAGUGGACCAUGUAGAGAGCAGCCUUGAACAAGAGAAGAAGGUACGUGUGGAGUUGGAGAGGACUCGUCGCAAACUGGAAGGAGAUCUCAAACUGUCCCAGGAGUCAGUACGGGACCUGGAGACCCAGAAGGAUGAUCUGGAAGACCGCCUCAAGAAGAAAGAUGGGGAGCUGGCCCAACUUCAGUCCAAACUUGAGGAUGAACAGAGCAUCGUGGCUACUCUGCAGAAGAAAAUCAAAGAGCUUGAGACACGUAUUGAGGAGCUGGAGGAGGCGCUUGACGCAGAGAGAGCCUGGAGAAUGAAGGCUGAGCGGCAGAGGAAUGACAUUGCACGAGAACUGGAGGAGCUGGGAGAGAAGUUAGAGGAGGCGGGUGGAGCUUCUGCUGCUCAGAUUGCUCUCAACAGGAAACGAGAGGCGGACUUCCUGAAGAUGCGAAGAGAGCUGGAGGAGGCGGGGCUUCACCAUGAGACAACUGCUGCCACUCUCCGUAAGAAACACUCGGACACUGUGACUGAGCUGAGUGAGCAGAUCGACAACCUCCAGAGAGCCAAGCAGAAACUGGAGAAAGAGAAGGCUGAGACCAGGCUCCAUGCAGAUGACCUGGCCUCCAAUGUGGAGUCCCUCACUAGAUCCAAGGGUGCAACAGAGAAGUUGUGCCGGUCAUAUGAAGAUCAGCUGACCGAGAGUCGUAAUCGGAUUGAAGACCUCCAGAGACAACUCACAGAAAUGUCUGCACAAAAGGCCCGUGCCAUCACUGAGACAGCGGAGUACAGCCGUCGGCUGGAGGAACGGGAUGCUCUGAUUGGUCAGCUGCAACGUUCAAAGGCAGGGCUAGCUCAGAACUCUGAGGAUUUAAAGAGACAACUGGAAGAGGAGAGCAAGGCCCGUGUGGCUCUAGCCCACGCGGUCCAGUCCUCGCGGCAUGAUUGCAGCCUCCUUCGGGAGCAGUUAGAGGAGGAGCAGGAGGCUCGGGCUGAACUGCAGAGGGCAAUGUCCAAGGCCAACAGCCAGGUGGCGCAGUGGAGAGCCAAGUAUGAGACUGACGCAGUGCUGAGGAUCGAGGAACUGGAAGAGGCCAAGAAGAAGCUGGUGGUGAAGCUGCAGUCUCUGGAGGAAGCAGUGGAGACAUCGCAGGCUAAGUGCUGUUCUCUGGACAAAACCAAGGUCCGACUGCAGACUGAGAUUGAGGAUCUGGUAGUGGAACUAGAGAGAUCUAAUGCUAACGCCUUAGCCCUGGACAAAAAGAGCAGGAACUUUGACAAGUUACUGACAGAGGCAAAGCAACGUUUUGAGGAGAGCCAGAGUGAGCUUGAGGUCUCUCAGAGGGAGUCCCGCAGUCUCAGCACCGAACUAUUCAAACUGAAGAACUGCUACGAAGAGGCUCUGGAACAACUGGAGACGGUCAAACGGGAGAACAAAAACCUGCAGGAUGAGAUUGUGGACCUCACAGACCACCUGGGCCGUGAAGGGAAGACCAUUCUGGAGCUGGAGAGGAUGAAGAAGGUUCUGGAUGUGGAGAAGAGCGAUAUCAAGGCAGCGCUGGAGGAUGCAGAGGGAACUCUGGAGCAUGAGGAGACAAAGACACUCAGAGUUCAGAUGGAGUUGCAGCAAGUGAGGUCUGAGAUUGAGCGCAAGAUUUCAGAGAAGGACGAGGAAAUUGACAACCUGCGGAGGAGCCAGCAGCACGCUUUGGAGACACUACAGACUAGCCUGGAGGCUGAGUGUCGCAGUCGCAGUGAAGCACAAAGACAGAAGAAGAAACUGGAGUCAGAACUCAACGAGAUGGAAAUCCAACUGAGCCACGCCCACCGACAGGCCGCCGAGAGCCAGAGGGUCAUCAGAGUGUUACAGACCCAGGUGAAGGAGCAGCAGGUUGACUUGGAGGAGAAACUUCAAGCGUCCAAUCAGCUGAAGGAGCAGAUCGCUCUGCUGGAGCGCCGCUGUUCACUGAUGAGCGCAGAGAAGAACGAGCUCAAAGAAGUGCUGGACCUGACAGACCGCGCACGAAAGAGCGCCGAGCACGAACUGGUGGAGGUGUCUGAGAGAGUGAACCUGCUGAGCACUCAGAAUACAGGUCUGGUGAGUCAGAAGAAGAAGCUUGAGACUGAUGUAUCUCAACUCUGUGGAGAAGUGGAUGAGGCUUUGACUGAGUCCAGGAGUGCAGAGGAAAAGGCCAAAAAGGCCAUCACAGAUGCAGCACUGAUGGCAGAGGAGCUGAAGAGGGAGCAGGACAGCAGUAAUCUUCUGGAGCGACUGAAGAAAAACAUGGAAGUUACAGUGAAAGAACUGCAGCUCAAACUGGAUGAGACUGAACAGAUGGCUCUCAAAGGGGGCAAGAAACAGCUACUCAAGCUGGAAAACCGCGUGCGGGAGCUGCAAACAGAAGUGAUGGUGGAACAGAAGAAGAGUGAGGAGUACCACAAAGGAGUGAGACGCUACGAGAAGAGACUGAAGGAGCUAACCUCUCAGUCUGAAGAAGACAGGAAAACACUGCUGAGGAUGCAGGAGCUUGUGGACAAACUUCAGAGUAAAGUGAAGUGCUUCAAGAGACAGGCCGAGAACGCUGAGGAGCAGGUGACCUCCAACUCUGUUCGCUAUAGAAAAAUUCAGCACGAGCUGGAUGAUGCUGAGGAGCGAGCGGAAAUAGCAGAAACAACUGUGAACAAACUGCGAAUCAGAACCCGUGAGCAGACUGUUAAAGUUACAGCACAGAUCGCGGAAUGAAGACACACUGUCACUGUGGUUUUUUGAACUUGUUGGAUCUUUGAGUUUUGUUAGUUUUUAUUCUGAGCCUGUUUGUGUUUGUGAUUUAAGGUCAAAAUCCUGGAAAAUGUUCUUAAAAUAUUGGCACAUUUUUCUGAACAUAACUCAAUAUUUUGGUCUGUUUGUGGCACAUUUGCUGUGCAUUUGUGUGUCAGUUUGGCUUUGAAAUGGUUCUUCAGGAACAUGAACAUAUUUUUGGUUUAUAGGUUUUAUGUUUUUUGUUUGCACCAGUCCGCAUACCAACAAACUCCCCCAGAAUCUAUAGAUAUUACCAAGAUAAUAUGUAAAAGGUUUUCACCUAAGAUACUGUUUUGAAAUUACAUACAUGUACAUGCAUGUUUAUGUCAUCAGUUUGCAGUGUGCAGAUGUGUGCACGCCGGUUUGCUGUGACGCCUUAUGGAAAAAUAAGUGCAACAAUAUUUAAAAUGUCUUGAAAAAGGCAGCAUGUUUUUUAAUUUAUGGAAUAAACAUU